GUCCCUUUAUUCAAAUAAAAAAUCUGGGAAACGUAAUUUCUGCCUGGUGCGCGCGCUCUGGUGUGACGUAGAAAAGCUCGAGGCAGCGAGCGCGGGCGUGCUUUUACACUCAGAUCUUGCUCGAGAGCAGAGGACUGGCAGCCAACGGUUUCACUGAAGAGCGAAAAUAUUAAUUAAACACAAAAAUAUUUUCACACGACGGUUUGUGUCUGUGAGGUUAUGGGCAGGACGCUGUAGAGCAGCACGACGUGUCGUUUUAUCCGCGGAAAUAAUAAUGAUGAAGAAGGAUAUUAACUUCGACUCAGACCUAAAACCUCACCUCCGCGACGCCGAGAGCAUCCUCAGCUCCCCGGACCUGGGGCUGCUCAAACUGGCCUCCCCCGAGCUGGAGAGACUGAUCAUCCAGUCCAACGGCAUGGUCACCACGACACCGACCAGCGCCCAGUUCCUGUACCCGAAGACGGUGACGGACGAGCAGGAGUUCGCGGAGGGCUUCGUGAAGGCGCUGGAGGAUUUACACAAGCAGAACCAGCUGGCCGGAGUCGAGCAGACCAGCAGCAGCCUGGAUCUGAGCGCCAACAUCCCUCCGGUGACCGUGCAGCCGGAUCCACCAGUAUAUACAAACCUGAACAGUUACGGCACUGGGCCACUGGGAACCACUGUCAACUACGCCACGGACACAGUCCCUUUCCCGCCUCCUCCGUCACUUCAUUUCGGGGGAGCCCCGCCGCAGCCGGAGCUCUCCCGGGUCCAGCCACCGAAGGAGGAGCUUCAGACGGUCCCCGACGUGCAGAGCUUCGGUGACAGCCCGCCGCUGUCUCCCAUCGACAUGGAGUCACAGGAGCGCAUCAAAGCCGAGAGGAAGAGGCUCAGGAACCGGAUAGCGGCUUCCAAGUGUCGGAUGCGCAAACUGGAGCGGAUCUCUAGACUGGAGGACAAGGUCAAAACGCUGAAAAACCAAAACACCGAUCUGGCCUCGACGGCGAACCUGCUGAGGGAACAAGUGGCCCAGCUGAAACAGAAAGUCCUCACUCAUGUCAGCAGCGGCUGCCAGCUGCUGCCACACGAAGUUCAAGUGCACUAGUCAGACAGACAGAGAGGCUACUGAUCAGCAUAUAAGCUUGACGGACUCUAAUGUUGUUUCUCUGUAUGAAUGAAGCCCAGAUGUGUGCCGUUAUAGUGGGAUGAACGCCAGGCCACGCAGGCCAAACUGUAUAUUAAUAAUGGACUGUUUAAAUGGCUGUUAACAUAACGUGUACAACAUGAUUUAAGGCUUUUUUUUGGUGAUGACACUCUCUCUAAGCUAUAAAUUCGCUAUAAAUUGAAUUUUCUUUCGUAGAAAAUGCCCAGAAUAGAUGUCCACCAGGCGCCUCCACCCGGUGGAGACAACCAAGUGUCAAAUCAGUAAUAAUCUCUUGAUUAUUAAAUAAAUAAAAGCUUAUUGGUUUAUUAUAGUUAUCCCGAAAUGAAGAGCGUUUCCCUUUAAUUAUUUAUAUGCAUCAAAUCAUGUUUUACCACGUUUAUAUGUUUACCGGUGAACAAGGCAGCAUUAAACUGCCAGAUUUCUCAAUGGGCUUUGGUAAAUGGGUUUUCCUCACGAGAGAAAGAGGCACUUACUGGGACUAUAUGCUCAACAAGCAGCACAUAUCUGAUGUUUUAUUUUCCUGUAAAAAUGUUUACAGACUGACUGUGUCUCAAACCUGGACCAAACAGAUUUUUAAUAUUUCUACAGUAAUAUGCACAUAUGACACAGAUAUCCAUAAUAUAUGAGGGAUUGGCUAUAAGGGGAAUGCAUAUAUACACAUACAUCCACAUUUGAUAUGUAAGAGAUAAUCUACAUAUGGGCCAUACAGCCUAUUUAACAUAUAUUUAUGUUGGGACCAAUUUGCAUGUUGUUGACAAACUCGAAUGUUGCCCACAGCUGGGUGUCAGGGUGCAGUUAAUCAGUGUUCAUUAUGUUUACCCUUUACAAACACAUGUAUUCAUUGAUUUUUUAAUUUUUUCUUGUUUUACUCUACUGUGUCCCUAUUUCAAUGUGUUCUUGUUUUUAAUGUGAAGAGUCGUUUUUGUUGCACUGACUGUUGCUGUCACCUCAAGCCUACAGUUAUUUGACUAAAAGAUAUGCCGCUGUGUUUUGGAUUAAAUGCUGCUCGGCAAUAAACACUGUUUCCUCUA
Molecule: messenger RNA, 2175 nt
Organism: Thunnus maccoyii (southern bluefin tuna)
Lineage: Eukaryota; Metazoa; Chordata; Actinopteri; Scombriformes; Scombridae
Product: transcription factor jun-D-like
Exons: 1
Coding region: 275-1084 (269 amino acids)
Biological process (GO): regulation of cell population proliferation; regulation of cell cycle; regulation of transcription by RNA polymerase II
Cellular component (GO): transcription regulator complex
Molecular function (GO): DNA-binding transcription factor activity, RNA polymerase II-specific; RNA polymerase II cis-regulatory region sequence-specific DNA binding; transcription factor binding
Source: RefSeq, a predicted model, not a curated record